AGAGUGCUAGCCUUGACCAAAAAAAAAGCUGAACUAUGCCGAAAGUAGUGUCCCGGUCGGUCGUCUGCUCAGACACCCGGGACCGAGAGGAAUAUGAUGAUGGUGAGAAGCCCCUCCAUGUCUACUACUGUUUGUGCGGCCAGAUGGUCCUGGUGCUAGAUUGUCAGUUAGAGAAAUUACCCAUGAGGCCCCGGGACCGAUCUCGUGUGAUUGAUGCUGCCAAACAUGCUCACAAGUUUUGUAAUACGGAAGAUGAGGAGACUACCUACCUUCGCAGGCCUGAAGGUAUCGAACGACAGUACAGGAAGAAGUGUGCAAAGUGUGGACUACCGCUCUUUUACCAGUCCCAACCGAAGAAUGCUCCUGUGACCUUCAUUGUGGAUGGAGCAGUAGUGAAGUUCGGCCAGGGUUUUGGGAAAACUAAUAUAUAUACUCAGAAACAAGAGCCUCCUAAGAAGGUGAUGAUGACCAAGAGGACUAAAGACAUGGGUAAGUUCAGCUCUGUAACUGUGUCCACCAUUGAUGAAGAGGAAGAAGAGAUUGAAGCUAGGGAAGUUGCUGACUCCUAUGCACAAAAUGCCAAAGUGAUUGAAAAACAGUUGGAGCGCAAAGGUAUGAGCAAGAGGCGGCUGCAAGAGUUGGCGGAACUGGAAGCCAAGAAAGCGAAAAUGAAAGGGACACUGAUUGACAACCAGUUCAAGUGACCCGGAUCUUCCUCUGAGACCAGACUGGAAGCAAGUCAUAAGAUCAUAAAGAAAAACAUCUUGGUUUCUAUUUAUUCUCCAGGAGGAUUUACUUUGCUUCCUAUCCACUAGGUCUUCAAGUCCAUUUGACUUAUUUUCUAGGAGAUAUAUAUCAGUUUUUGUGUAAGUUUUCUGUGCUUUUAUUUUCGUCUAUUUGGUAAAAAGUUCUUCAGCUGUUUAGAAACUAUUAAUACAUAAGUGUUUUUUUUCUA
Molecule: messenger RNA, 955 nt
Organism: Dipodomys spectabilis (banner-tailed kangaroo rat)
Lineage: Eukaryota; Metazoa; Chordata; Mammalia; Rodentia; Heteromyidae
Product: STING ER exit protein
Exons: 3
Coding region: 36-704 (222 amino acids)
Source: RefSeq, a predicted model, not a curated record